Messenger RNA from Bursaphelenchus okinawaensis, 546 nucleotides. The record is from the annotation of a GenBank genome assembly. Lineage: Eukaryota; Metazoa; Nematoda; Chromadorea; Rhabditida; Aphelenchoididae.
AUGUGGUGGCUGAUGCUGAUGUGGCUGAUCAUGGGCGCCGGUUUCACCGCCUGCAUUCAAUGUGGUAGGAGUAAUCGAAGUUCGCGAACAACUUCGGCCAAAUUCACCAAGGAAGACUCAUCGUCGCGACGUGUCGUCAAACGAGCCAAACGUCCCACCAUCGACUCUCAUAACGAUGAGGAGGGCGAUGAAGCGGCCGCCGAUCGGCAGAGGACCUCGAUGAAGCCGUUACGGUGAGUUUGUUUAAAGUUGUAUGGUUUAAGCCUAGUUUAGGUUUUCAGGCUCAAUAUAUCAUUUUUCAGUUUUAAAGGGGUUUCUUAGGCAUAAAGAUGAAUUUUAGGCUUAAUAAGCAUUUUUAGGCUUAAAAGUGGAUUUAAGGCUUAUGUGAAAUAAUUUAGGCUUAAAACUCUUUUAGCUUUGAAAGGGUGUUUUUAGGUUUAACUUUUCAAAUUUUCAUUUUUUCCGACUAAUUUAUUAAAUUUCAGACAAAUGGAUCAAGAAAGUGAACUGAGCCGAUCGUUGCUAUCUUCGCCUACAAAUCAAUAA